Molecule: messenger RNA, 198 nt
Organism: Cooperia oncophora
Lineage: Eukaryota; Metazoa; Nematoda; Chromadorea; Rhabditida; Trichostrongylidae
Source: the annotation of a GenBank genome assembly
AUGACCAAGAACGAAGAAUUAAAGGCUCGCAUCAUAUACGAGGAUUUUAUUUCUAUACUAUCACCAAAGGAAGUCUCAUUGGACUCGAGAGUGCGUGAAAUUGUGAACACUAACAUGUCACGUCCGUCAUCAGCGACGUUUGAUGAGGCACAAAAUCAGAUUUACACUCUAAUGCAACGAGACUCUUACCCAAGGUAG